CUUCUCUCUCUCUCUCUCUCUCUCUCUCUCUCCCUGUCCCGCUGUCUCUGUUUCCUUUGUUUUUCUGGUUCACUCUUUGCUCUCACUUUCUUUUUCCAAGAGAAGACGAUAACUUUCUUUUUGUAUAUCACUGAGCACAGUAAUUGUCUCUCCUUCUCUCUGACCACUAACUACCUGAAUCUCCACUGGAUCAACACCGUACAAGUUGGACUUGGCUGCGAACUUUUGCCGAAGGAGCACUCUUCUCACCAUCACGAGGGACUCUAUUGAGUGAAAUAACCCAAAUCUUCUCCUGAGCGACGGUCGCUUGACUCUUCCACAGCAACUGUGUAACUAUGGAGUGCAGGCAUGGGGCAGAAAUUGGGCAAAAAAACAGUGUGCUGUCAUCAGAGAGGGGCCACUGAGGAGUAAUUUAGAAGUGGAGAGAAAGAGAAGAGGAGGGAAGUUUGUGGAUGAAACUAGCUCUACACCUCCGGGGAUCUUUCUUCACUUGUGCAACUGUGGAUAACGAGGAAAAGAAACUAAAGAAAAGAUUAAGAAGACAAGACUCUCACUCUCAGAAGGAUGGGUUUUUUUUUAAGUUGUCCCUGUGUUUUCGGUCGCAUCUUUACACUCCAGACAAAGUGCCAACAGACCAGAAAAUUGGCCUCUUUAAGGAUUACUGCUGUUGCCCCUCUGGAAGUAACUGUUGGCUAACGAAGCUGUUGACAAAAGUUGGAGACAAAGAUUCUUGCCUUCGGAGACGGAGUGUGUGUGUGUGUUUGUGUGUGUGUGUGUGUGUGUGUGUGUGUGUUUGUUUUCUUGUUUGGAUUAUGUGAGCGUGUUCUCGUCACUGUCAGGACCUUGGUGUGUGUGCGCAUGUAUUUAUUUACGUAACUUCUGCACAUGAGAAGUUCAGUGUGCGUGAUGCGGGGCUGUGAGGCCGCUAGCUGUCACUCUGUCCUCGGCGCAGGCAGACACAGGGAGGGACAGACAUGUGUUUCCAUGGCGAUGAGCGGAUGUAGCCCCUUCCCCAUGUGUUGGGACAGAGAAUAUGACAGACACCUAGCAGCAGCAGUGUCAGCAGGGAAAACCAUGGCGACGGCCUACCUGGACCCCAACCUGAACCAUGCCCUCCUGGGAGGCGCCAAGUCACGGCUGAGCGCGGGGGGGUCAGACAGAACCAUGGCCGGCUCCGUGGACAGGGUUCUGAAAGUCUGCCACCACUUUGAGACCAACACUGAACACAGUUGCUGGUCCUCCAAUAUCAGAUAUGGAGAUGCAACCGAUGUCAGGGGAAUCAUCCAGAAGAUUCUGGACAUCCAGAAAGUGCGCUGGACGUCUUGUUUUGGCUUACGUCUCAGCAACGUCCAAUCCAGAGACCAGGUGCACUGGCUCCACCCCGAUAUGGGUGUUUCCCACGUCAGAGAGAAAUAUGAACAGGCACGACCAAACGAGGAGUGGAGGUAUGAGUUAAGGAUCCGGUAUCUUCCAAAGGGCUUUGUGCAGCAGUUUACAGAAGACAAACCUACACUCAACUUCUUCUACCACCAGGUGAAGAGUGACUACAUGACAGAGAUCGGUGAUCAGGUGGAACAAGAUGUAGCUCUCAAACUUGGCUGUCUAGAAAUCAGGAGGUUCUUCAAAGAGAUGAGAGGAAACGCCCUGGACAAGAAAUCCAACUAUGAACUACUUGAGAAAGAUGUUGGAUUGAGGCGUUUUUUCCCAAAAGACCUGUUGGAUUCAGUCAAGGCUAAAACUCUUCGUAAGUUGAUUCAGCAGACAUUUAAGCAGGUAGCCAAUCUCAACGAUGAGCAGUGCAUCCUGAAGUUCUUGGAGAUACUUGCGGCAAUCUACCGCUACGACAAGGAGUGCUUCAAAUGUGCUCUCGGGUCCAGCUGGGUGAUCCAGGUGGAGUUAGCCAUCGGACCAGAGGAAGGGAUCAGCUACCUCACUGACAAGGGAUCCACACCUACCCAUCUAGCUAACUUUAACCAAGUUCAGUCUAUCCAGUACUCAGCUAUGGAGGAGAAGGACAGGAAAGGGAUGCUACAGCUCAACGUAGCCGGAGCUGCUGAGCCUCUCACGGUUACAACAGCAUCACUGACCAUGGCAGAGAACUUGGCUGACUUGAUUGACGGUUACUGUCGGCUGGUCUCCAUGGAAACUCAUUCCUUCAUCGUCAGAGUUCAGAAAGAGGGAGAAAGAGCUCUGCCUUCCAUCCCAAAAGUGUCCAAUAAUGAGAAAAAGCUAGAAGCAGUCAGGAGUGGAGUAAGAGCUAUCUCUGUCUCAGAAGAUCUUAGUGGGGAUGAGACUGAUGACUAUGCUGAGAUAGUUGAUGAAGAGGACACAUACACCAUGCCCUCCAUCAGCUAUGGAGUAGUUGAAGCGCGGGAUUAUGAGAUCCAGAGGGACAGGAUAGAGUUGGGCCGCUGCAUAGGAGAGGGUCAGUUUGGAGAUGUACACCAAGGAGUCUACAACAGCCCUGACAAACCGGCUCUAAAUGUCGCCAUUAAGACCUGCAAGAACUGUACAUCAGACAGCGUCAGAGAAAAGUUCCUACAAGAAGCAUUGACUAUGCGUCAGUUUGACCACCCUCACAUUGUCAAGCUGAUCGGAGUGAUCACAGAAAACCCUGUGUGGAUCAUCAUGGAGCUCUGUACUCUUGGAGAGUUGCGUUCAUUCCUUCAGGUGAGGAAGUACAGUUUGGAUUUGGCCACUCUCAUUCUGUUUGCCUACCAGCUCAGCACAGCACUGGCAUAUCUGGAGAGUAAACGCUUUGUACACAGGGACAUCGCAGCUCGCAAUGUGUUGGUCUCUUCAGUCGACUGUGUGAUGCUCGGAGACUUUGGUCUGUCGCGAUACAUGGAGGACAGCUCUUACUACAAAGCUUCUAAAGGUAAACUUCCUAUCAAAUGGAUGGCUCCUGAAUCUAUCAACUUCAGAAGAUUCACCUCUGCCAGUGAUGUCUGGAUGUUUGGUGUGUGUAUGUGGGAGAUCUUGAUGUACGGCAUCAAACCUUUCCAGGGGGUGAAGAACAAUGACGUGAUUGGCAGGAUAGAGAACGGCGAGCGAUUGGCUAUGCCCCCUCAGUGCCCUCCCACCCUCUACAGUUUGAUGACCAAAUGUUGGUCGUAUGACCCCAGCAAGCGACCGCGAUUCACCGAACUCAAAACACAACUCAGCACCAUACUGGAGGAAGAGAAGCUUCAGCAAGAGGAGAGACUUCGAAUGGAGAUGAGGCGACAAAUCACCGUGUCCUGGGACUCUGGAGGGUCAGAUGAAGCGCCGCCAAAACCCAGUAGACCUGGUUACCCCAGUCCUCGUUCCAGUGAAGGCUUCUUCUCCAGCCCCCAACUCAACCACUUCCCGCCGUCAGCCCACGGUGGUGCAGGAGGAGUAGGAGGGAGCUACCCUCCUAAUGAUUCCUGGAAUCAACACAGACCUGAACACACUGCACUGUGGAGCCCUAACAUGGAGGAUAGUGGAUGUGUAGGCCACGCUAUGAUGGAGGAGAGGCUGAUGAUGCAGCAACAACAGAUGGAGGACGACCAGCGGUGGUUGGAGCAGGAGGAGAGCUUCAUGAAGACGGAGUCCAGAAACAGCAGAGGAAGCAUUGACAGAGAGGACGGCACACUACAAGCACCGGGUGGAAGCCAACAUAUCUACCAACCUGUAGGGAAACCAGAACAUGUGGCUCCUCCUAAGAAACCGCCACGCCCCGGAGCUCCUGGUCACCUCGGCAACCUGGCAGGUCUCUGCCCCGUGGACAGCUACAACGAGGGUGUCAAGCCGUGGAGGUUGCAGCCUCAGGAAAUCAGCCCGCCCCCCACCGCUAACUUGGACCGCUCUAACGACAAAGUGUAUGAGAAUGUGACAGGAUUGGUUAAAGCUGUGAUUGAGAUGUCCAACAGGAUUCAGCCUGCAGCCCCAGAGGAGUACGUCCCAAUGGUCAAGGAGGUGGGUCUGGCGCUGAGGACUCUGCUAGCGACAGUGGAUGAGACACUUCCUGUGCUGCCAGCCAGCACACACAGAGAGAUUGAGAUGGCUCAGAAGUUGCUGAAUUCAGAUCUGGCCGAGUUAAUAUCGAAGAUGAAACUGGCCCAACAGUAUGUCAUGACAAGUUUACAAAAGGACUACAAGAAACACAUGCUAAUGGCAGCUCACGCCCUCGCCGUCGACGCCAAGAACCUCCUGGAUGUCAUCGACCAAUCACGACUCAAGAUGAUCAGGAUUUAAUCAAGUCAGAGGAGGAGCGGUGAGCGGGCUGUUGCUGUGGAGACGGAGAGCGCAGUAACUCUCAGCCAACCGCAACGAGAAGAGAACAUUUGGAUGGAAAAUGAACUGAUGGACAGCAGACGUUACUGACAAACAAUCAGCUCCCUCUUCUUCUCCCGCAUAAAAAAAAAUCAUCGCUUUCCUUUUUCUUCUCUGGCGACCGUCACGUUUUGGUCAAUAUUGUGUUGUUUUGUACCUUUUUGUUGCAUUAUUUGCUUUUUGUAUCCAGAGAAACGCUCUUUUUCUCCCCACCCCUCCUCAAUCACGUAUCCUCAAUGAUGAGUUUUUUUUAAAAAUCAUCCAUUACUACUUUUUAAUCUUUAAGUGAAUCAAACAAAGGUUUCAGAGGCUCGCUUUGAAGGACUGCAGAGAUAUUCUCGGUGAACGGACGCACCGAAAUCCGCCACACGAACACGACUAACCGCUCUCCACGUAUGCAGGAUGUAACAACUGGAACUGAAGAGCCAGGAUGAGGAAAAUGAUAUGAUGAUGAUGUUGUUUAAACAUGCUUUUAUAUCAUUAUUAAUUAUUGUUGUUAUUAUUGCUAUUUCCAGCCUUGACUCUUACAGUAUGUCUCUCAAAAACGUAUUGAUUUACAGCUCCUCAUAUUUUCAUCUGUUUUUUUUCAUCUUCUCUCUAGAUCUCUUUAUCUCAGGCAUCAAAGAGACGGCAUAAAAAAAAGAAGAACAAAGUUAAUGUCACAGGCCACUUUUUUUUAAGUUAACUUAGAUAGUAAAUAUACAAAGAAGCUAUAUUUUUAACACGUUUCUGAGGCAUGAGUUGUUAGUGAAUAAGGGAAGGGGACAACGGGGGAGGGGAAGUGAAGGGAGGGAGGUCUUUGAGUUACAGUGGAGGUGCUAAACCUGUGCCAAAUGAACUGCAAUUGACUAAAAAAAAAUGAACAUUUCACCCAAAAUGCUCUGAUAUUGGCUCACCUAACAAUCCAACAACAUUUUUUUAGCAGCAGUCGUUUUUCCAUUCUUUUCUUCAAAACUGUAAAAAAAAAAAAAAAAAAACUUUUUUUCUUGCUUUGUAUAUUGAAGCCAAAUUUUGUUGUUGCAUCGGUCGUGUUGUCGGUUCCUCCUAUCUUAUUUAUCUUCACGUUAAUGUUCACUCAACAAGAUGCAGUGCAGGCUUUCAGUUAGAGACCCCCCCCUUCUGUCAGAUUUCCUUCAGUUUAGUCGAUCCAGGAAUUGGAUCUUCAGGGACACUUUUUCAAUAAAUUCUGGUUCAUAUUCAGAGUACAAUAUGAUACAUUGAUAAUAGUCUGUUAGUCUUUAUUAGGGGGUGAAUUACAGUUUCAUUUACAACUAACUGGACUGAAAGUUAAUUAACCUACUGGACUUUUAUAAAACUACAGUAGGCCUUGUUCAUAUUUGCUCUCUAUCUAUCCUCCAGCAGUCCUCCUGUUUUCUUUCCCUGUCUUUCUACCUCCCUCCACUGGAGUUAUUUAUACCUUUUUUUUAUUCCCUCUCUUCUCCCGCCUUCGUUACCAUCCCUCCCUUCAGCUUCGUCUUCCUCUCCUCCCUCUCUGAUUCUGUCUCCAUUCCACUGUUCCCUCUCCCCUGAGGUGAGCGGUUUUCUCAGGAAGGAGUCACAUGUACAGUUGCUAAACCAAGCAAAUAAAACACUGUUAUCGUUAAAAAA
Messenger RNA from Morone saxatilis (striped sea-bass), 5904 nucleotides. RefSeq names its product protein tyrosine kinase 2aa (gene ptk2aa). The transcript is spliced from 35 exons. Gene Ontology annotation, cellular component: cytoskeleton; focal adhesion. The record is from RefSeq and is a predicted model, not a curated record. NCBI's taxonomy places the organism in Eukaryota, Metazoa, Chordata, Actinopteri, Moronidae. The coding region runs from base 886 to 4218 and encodes 1110 amino acids. Gene Ontology annotation, biological process: protein phosphorylation; signal complex assembly. Gene Ontology annotation, molecular function: protein tyrosine kinase activity; ATP binding.